AUGGCGCAGACAGGACAGACAGGGCUGCCUGGCCUGACUCUACCACUCGACUACACCCCCGACACCGAUGACCACCAGGUCAUGUUUCCCCGUGGCCUUGACUGGAAAGUGGUGGAACGAGGAGCUUGCAAGUACGUGGCCGCGCUUGACAUUCUUUGUACUUUUGCCAACAUACUGACCAACAUCCGGUUUCAUACACUUCGUGAAAUUUUUAUCAUGAGAAUGAUCAACGAUCUUACGGAGGAGGAGGGGUGGCAUUGGCGUGAGAAGAUUUCGAGGGUUCGAUGGGUACAUGCCAUCAAAGCUGCCUUCAAAAGAAACAAGAAUGACGUUACUUCCUCUAUGCUCAAGUGGGUCAUUGACGAACGUCGCUGGAGGGCAUUCCUUUUCAAGCAGUCGGGAUUCACACUCGCUUUCGACGCCAUCUUCAAGUCUGAUACUGUGAUUGGUUCCGAGCUUCACCAGAAGUUUAAACAGCUGGUAGACCCGUUUGAGCAAAAGAUGGAUGAGAAAGACUCGUCUAAGAGCUGGAAGAUUGUCGAUCCAGCCAGAUAUCCAUUAGCCUACGGCAUCACCCGAGUUGUUCACAAUGAAACCAUCCACUUUGACAACUGCCUUAACGCGAUCGGAAAAGGCUUUCCCCUCUUUCUCUGCAUCCCGGGCUCGGGCGCAGCAGCAGCGGACCCUCUCUGCCCAAAAGUUCAAACAAUGCCUAUCAAUCCAGGACCACCUCCACAGGAAUACGACCGAUGGGGGAGGGAAGUGGAGCCCAAGCCAUACAGCUGGUGUGAUGAACGGUCCCAACUUCUGCCCUGCGACCUGACACUGAAGAAUGGUCAGUGGUGUAUCACUUCCUACAUCAAUGGCCUCCACCCCAGGAAGGAUCAACAACUCUACAUCACGAUCCAGGAAAUCAUAAACCAGUGUAUGCAACCAUGGGGCGGGUGUCUUGCACAGUGGAGCGCCAGAUGGAAUCGCAUUUCACAUUCACGAGCUGUAUUCCAGUCCCCAUUGGGGAGGCUCGUGGUACCAGAAUGUCUCUUUGACGACCGCGCAUUGGAUUGGAUUGACUGGAAAGUUGAUAAGUGGAGGCAACGUCGAUCUAUCAAGCUCCCAGAGCCCGCGGAAUUUGAUAGCUCCAAAAUCCCUCAACGAAAAGUCAAUCUCACUGAGAAGUUUGGGUCCACUGGAAUUCAAGUCAUUGUUCAACUCGAAAGUGUUUUUCUCAAACCCAGAAAGGAACUAGGAGAAGGAUGGAAUAUGGUCGCCAGUGAUCAUUGGCAUUUACAGGGUCAUUUGAACGAACACAUCUGUGCGACUGCGGUGUAUUGCUUUGGCCAAGAAAACCUUGCCAGAUAUGGCUUUCAAUUCCGCCAACGUUCUGACGAAAGCCAAAAGGUCCUCAAUAGCAGAGAGUACGAGCAUCAGCCAGUCUGGGCUGAUGUUUGUCGAGAGGUGUUCGGUUACGAGAUGGAUGGUGAUGAUCUUUCAGUCUACCAGUGUCUCGGCUGGGUCCCAAUUCCUGAGCGUCGGCUAGUGGCUUUUCCAAAUACAAUGGAGACGCGAAGCAUAUACUCAUUGGAAGAUGUGUCAAAACCUGGCCGCUGCAAACUCCUGACUCUAUCGCUCGUUGAUCCGCACAUGCGAAUUAUCUCUACCUCCAAGGCUCUUCCUCAACAACCGGAAUUGUGGGCCCCGAGACAGCAGUUGAUCAACACAUUUCUGAGAUCCAAACUCCCUCAGGAGCUGGUGGAUAUGGUGCAGCAGUAUCUCUCCGAGGCCGAAGAUGGCCCAUUGUCUCCGGAACGACACAAGCUGAUCACGCAGGCUUCUGUUGCGAGCAGGAGAAUGUUGGAGAAAAAUCAAAAGAAGAUCUUCGGGCUUCCCAAGUCGCAUAACCCUUGGCGUACAUGG
Messenger RNA from Penicillium cataractarum, 1914 nucleotides. RefSeq lists its product as uncharacterized. The annotation marks the transcript as partial. Lineage: Eukaryota; Fungi; Ascomycota; Eurotiomycetes; Eurotiales; Aspergillaceae. The transcript is spliced from 4 exons. The record is from RefSeq and is a predicted model, not a curated record.